This is a messenger RNA of Sander lucioperca (pikeperch), 2407 nucleotides long. It is a transcript of the gene dhcr24, whose product is annotated as 24-dehydrocholesterol reductase. Gene Ontology annotation, biological process: steroid metabolic process. Gene Ontology annotation, cellular component: membrane; cytoplasm. The coding region runs from base 172 to 1722 and encodes 516 amino acids. Lineage: Eukaryota; Metazoa; Chordata; Actinopteri; Perciformes; Percidae. The record is from RefSeq and is a predicted model, not a curated record. The transcript is spliced from 9 exons. Gene Ontology annotation, molecular function: FAD binding; Delta24(24-1) sterol reductase activity.
CAACACUCACCUAUCGCAGUGAAGGGGUGAUCGGUUUGGGUUUGGCAUAAUCGAUGCAGAGUUUUCCCCACAUGUAUCUCCCAGCGGUCAGUUUAAUAGUUUAACUAAAGAGUGUAUCAGAUACUUUAGUUUGGAGAACGCUUCCAUUUGGAUCUGAACUGUCCAGAAACGAUGGACUCGCUGUUGUAUUUAGCCGGCUUGGUCGUUUUGUUUCUGCUGUGGAUCAAAGUCAAAGGUCUAGAUUACGUGAUCGUUCACCAGCGGUGGAUAUUUGUGUGUUUAUUUCUGCUGCCGCUCUCCGUUAUAUUUGAUGUGUAUUAUUAUGUGCGGGCAUGGCUCAUUUUCAAGAUGUGCUCUGCGCCAAAACUGCACGACCAGCGCGUGCGAGACAUCCAGCGACAGGUUCGUGAGUGGAGGAAGGACGGCAGUAAGACCUACAUGUGUACGGGUCGGCCCGGCUGGCUCACCGUAUCUCUCAGAGUGGGGAAAUACAAGAAAACCCACAAGAACAUCAUGAUCAACAUGAUGGACAUUCUGGAGGUGGACACAAAGAGGCAGGUGGUGAGAGUAGAACCGCUGGCCAACAUGGGUCAGGUGACCGCACUACUCACCUCUAUUGGCUGGACACUGCCUGUGCUGCCCGAGCUCGAUGACCUCACUGUGGGUGGUUUGGUGAUGGGUACAGGCAUUGAGUCAUCCUCUCACAUUUACGGGCUGUUUCAGCACAUCUGUGUCGCAUUUGAACUGGUUCUGGCUGAUGGCAGCUUAGUACGCUGCACUGAGGAGGAGAACCCGGACCUGUUCCACGCCGUCCCGUGGUCCUGUGGAACUUUGGGGUUCCUGGUCGCAGCGGAGAUUAAAAUAAUCCCCGCUAAACCCUGGGUGAAGCUGCGCUAUGAGCCGGUCAGAGGGCUGGAGAACAUCUGUAAACGGUUCACUGAAGCAUCGGAGGACAAGCAGAACUCGUUUGUAGAGGGCCUCCAGUACAGUCGGGACACCGCCGUCAUCAUGACGGGAACAUUGACUGACCACGCUGAGCCUGAUAAGAUCAACAGAAUCGGCCUGCACUUUAAACCCUGGUUCUUUAAACACGUGGAGGGCUACCUGAAGGGCGACUACGCAGGAGUUGAAUACAUCCCUCUGAGACAGUACUAUCAUAGACACACACGGAGCAUCUUCUGGGAGCUUCAGGAUAUUAUUCCUUUCGGCAACAACCCAAUAUUUCGUUGGCUUUUUGGAUGGAUGGUUCCUCCGAAGAUCUCACUGUUGAAGCUCACCCAGGGAGAGACCAUCAGGCGGCUUUAUGAACAGCACCACGUGGUCCAGGACAUGCUGGUACCCAUGAAGAAUCUACAGGAUGCCAUCACGCGCUUCCACCAGGACAUCGACGUUUACCCUCUGUGGCUGUGUCCAUUCCUGUUGCCGCCAGGCAGAGGGAUGGUCCACCCUAAAGGUCAAGAGGAGGAGUUGUAUGUGGAUAUUGGGGCUUAUGGAGAGCCCAAAGUCAAACACUUUGAAGCUAAAGCAUCAACGCGUCAGCUGGAGAAGUUUGUUAGAGAUGUGCAUGGGUUCCAGAUGCUGUAUGCAGAUGUGUACAUGAACCGAGAGGAGUUUUGGGAGAUGUUUGACGGACAGCUGUAUCACAGACUGAGAGACGAACUAGGCUGUAAGGAGGCCUUCCCGGAGGUCUACGAUAAAAUCUGUAAAUCUGCCCGACACUGAACCCCAUCACUGGUACCUGACCUCCGCCCUGUGUCACAGAUACACUCAGGCUCUGACUGCAAGUCAUGUUUGCCGGCUGCUUCUGGUUUGGGGAUGUUUCAACAAAAACAAAAAACUGUUUUAUUCAAAGAUACUUUUAAGAAUUUGAAAAUAAGCUUUGCUCACACUACUACAAGCUAAGGUGUUGUUUGUGGCAGCUACACUGUCUUAAGAGGCCCUUCUAUCAAUGUGAGGCAAGAGCACAAGUAUUGUUCUAUUUUUGAGUAUGAUGAAUGUAUUUUAUUUUGCCCUUUUCUGUACACUACAGCUUGUUUCAACAUUCAUGUUCUGAUUCCAUGUGCUGCUUAACUCCCUAUGUGUAACUUGUCCUUGUAGGGAGCAUAUUGCACCAAAUGUUUUUCCCUUCUUCAUUUUUUUGUUGCUGUAAUGUAUGUAUUCGGCCUUAUCGUGACAGAACCUUUGCAUUUCUCUGUACAACAGGUCAGCCUUACCGAGUGCCAUAGACUUUGAAAACAUGACUUCCUGAUUAGCGUCAUAUCCAUAUUUUAAAAUACAUAGGCUACUUUUGUGAUAAAUAUAUGAAGAAAUCAAACAAACUAUAUUGUAAGCUACCUAUUUUGAUAUCAAAAUCACUUAUCACCAGGACCGUGUGAUUGAAUUAAUUAAUUAAAAAUUCUUUUCUGGA